UCAACACCUGAGGAAACUGGCAGAAAAGUUUGAGAACGAAAAGUCCAAUCGUCUUUCAGCUUCCGCCCUCCCUGUGACACUCCAGCCACGGAUGGUGCGUGUUUAUUUGCCUCAUCCACUUUGGGCAUGGCUGUGUAACCAGUGCUCGAUGGCAAAAGUGUGCCUGGGCCUUGAAUGUUUAGGUUUGCCCUCCGGUACUCCUGCCUCCAUGAUGAGGUAUGUAUACCCUGGGUGAAUCCCGGUUCCAUGAUGGAGAGACACAUGGAGCAGAUCUACCCAAGCCCAGCUGAGUCCAGCCAACCUGUGGACCCAUGAAUGAAGAGAAAGAGAUGUCUGUUGUAAGCCACUGAGAGUUGUGGAUUAUUUGUUACAAAGCACCAUCCCAGCAGAGCCUGACUAAUGAGUGUUCGUGGUUUUCUUUACAUGGAACUGCUCCAAUACUCAGAUCUGAUAUGCGUGCACUAAUGCAUAUCACUGAGGAACUUGGAUUUAGUAAACGGUUUUUUUCCCCCUCCAGACUCCUUUCCAUGGUCUCUUCCUGGAGUGUGCAUCUCCUAUAUUUAUAGGACAGUUAACUACAUUGAAAAACUCUGCCUUCUCCCCAGCAAGCCCCUCUGCAGACUCUCAGACCUGCCUGUGUCUGAUAAGGGCUGUUCUUGUCGUGGGAGGACCUCAGCUUUAUGGGGAGGACGAUGAGGCUGGAGCUCAGAGAGAAGGGGGAUCCUCUGAGGCUGCAGCAGCAGGAGCAGAAGGCACAGCCACAGGGCCCUCCGGAAGGAACAGAGAAGAGAGGCGGCUGAAUGCUCGCGCUGCACGAGGACGUCGCAGACCCCAACCGGGAUGUUCUCUGUGAUGUCAGGGAAAGGAGACCCAGUGAUGAGUAAAGAUUGCUCAAGCUGCUCAGAGCCGAGUGGGGGACCUGGAGCCCUGCAGAAGCACUGGCAGAAGGAGGAAGAAAUGUGUCUUGGCUGGAGGCCCACGUUUCGUUCCAGCACAUCUUUUUUACCAAAAGAGCCAUCCCUGGAGCUGCCAACAGUGUUUACAAAAGAGCCGGCCAACAAUGCUUUGGAUCUGGGAGCAUGGCCUGACCACAGACGUGGCCUUCCCCAGCCCGAGAACCAUCCAUCGGAGAGCCUGACACAUGGUUGCGGUGCUUGGAUGACGAUGCAAAGAAAUGUCAGGAGAGGAAACAUGAGAUGGAGCCAGAAGCAAGGUCUUUGCUCAGCUUGUGUGCUGUGCGUCCUACCAUACUUGAUGGACGUGGGUAUUUGGUCCUCUGCGGCCACUGCAGACUGUCAGUCUGUGGGCAACAAGGAUUUACAAAGAGCAAGCCCACUCUUGAAAGAAGUGAAGAUGCGCCCUGAAGACAACCAGGGCAUGCAAUACAUCCUUGAACAGAUUCUACCAGUGGUGCAAAUGGCUGUGAAUGGGCACUCGAACUGGCUGUAACAGAGAGGGGGUCAAGUGUUGACUCAGUGGAAGCAUGAUUCAGAGACUUCAGGGUUUUGGAAGCUUGGGCUUUCUUAUUGAUGGAGUUGGAAAGAGUUUUCAACUAAAGAUAGGCAUUCAAUUUUUUGAUCUGCAAGGCCAUGAAGUUACAGAAACCAGGGUAAAGAACUGAGGGAUCAGUUUUAACAGGUUCUGUCACCAUUUUGUGGACAUACUCUUCAGACGGAGAGGAUGCAGGGCUGACGAGGGCGUAGUUAGGGGUAGGGUACCUCUUAGGUUUGCUAGCAUAUUUCUGUUAGAUGGGUACAGACUUCCAUGUGAACCUAAUUGGCCUCUCUGAACUGGUUUUAUUCACACUCCACAAAACGGGUGGCUUUUUUUUUUAAGUUUUCCCCCAACACCAACCAAUGCUUCAAUUCUCUGGACAUCAACUGAGACAUCACCUACAAUUCAAUUUAAUCUGACACUAAGUACCCAGAUUAAGGGCUCCAUCUUAUAAGACUGCUUCCAUGCCAGUCACAGGUCUCAGAUUGACACGUGUAUUUCUGACCAACUGGCUAUAAAAUCUGGGACUCCCUCUUCAGGUUUGAUAAUUUGCCAAAACACAUCACAAACCUUAGGAAAACAUUUAACUGAUGUUUACUGGUCUAAUAGAAAGGACAUUAUGAAAGAUACAAAUGAACAGCCAAAUGAAGAGGUACACAGGGUGAGAUCCAGAAGGGCCUUUAGCGCUGGAGCUUCUGUCCUGCAGAAGUGGGGUGUGCCACUUUCCCAGCACAAGGGUGCAUUCAUCAACCUAGAAACUCUUUAAACCCUUGCUUUAUGUAGGCAUGAUGGGUUAAAUCAUUGGCAUUAGUGAUUGGACUCAAUCUCUAGCCCUUCUCCCCUCCCCAGAAGUUAGGAGAUGGGACUGAAAGUUCUAAGUUUCUCAUUAAGGCUUGGUCUUUCUUAUGAACAACCUCCAUCCUGAAGCUAUCCAGGGGCCCCCAGAACCAGUCAUCUCACUAGCGUGUGAAAGACACUCAUUACUCUGAGGUUUUCAAGGGCUUUAUUUUAGGAGAUGUAUGCCAGGAAUCUAGGACAGAGACCAAAUAUUUAUUUAUUUUAUUAUAUCACAGCCUCAUUGGCCAAGGGACCGGGAAAAGUGGGGCUGAAGUGGGGAGUCACUUGGGGAAGAUGCCAUCUGCAUCUGAACACAGGGUCACAGGCUAGGCUGUGCUGUUAGGGUCGGAUUGUCACACCCAUGUCCUCACCAUCUUUUACCAUCAGUGUCCACCAUCUGGUGUGUGCCAAGCAUUUUCUGGGGGUAGUGUGAUGGGUACAUAGGUCACCUAGACAUUUUUUGCAUCACCAAGGAGCUCACAAUAUCAGAGGAAAUGCAUGUAAGCAACUGUCCAUAAUACAUUAUGGAAAGCCACAUUCAGAGGCUUGGGAAAGUGCUACGGGGACACAGAGGAGAGAGCCAUUAAUUAUGCCAAGAGGUUCGGGUAAGUUGUCCCAGGGGACAUUGCAUUGUCAGCUGGGCUGUGAAAGAUAAGCCAGGAUAUUAUCAAUGGAGACGAAGGAAGUAUAUUCCAGGUAGAGGAUACAACAUAAGCAGAGACCUUGAGUUGCAGGUGUUUAUUCAGGGAACAGUGAACUGAUCAGCAUGGUUAUAGCAUAAGGAGUCUAACCAGGAGCCAUCAGAUUGGCCAACACUAAUCAAACAUUUAUUAAAUGCCAGGGACUUUUUUUGUGCAUGUGAACUUAUUUAAUCCUAAGAACAAUCCCAGGAGGUAGUUCCCUAUGUUUUCCAGAGGAAGACAUAGAGGCUUAGAGAGGAAAUUGCCUAAGGUUGUUAAUAACCUGGAGCCAGGACUGCAGAGCAAACAGGAUGACUACGAUUGACCAGCAAGGCAGAGCGUAGGCCUGUCUAUCUCAAGCCACAGGCUGAUUUUUAGUCUUUGUCCGUCUCAGAGUCCCCUGAUGCAGGUUGUGCAGCAAGAUCCAUUUGGAUGCAGGAAGCAUAUUCUCAAAUUUUCUAUUUGCUUUGGUCUCAUCUUUUGAUGAUAACUUCUAGUGUGUUUCAUAGUGUACCCACCGUGUUAGUGCAUUAGAGCAGGUAUAUAAUUUAUAAAUAUAUAGGCAUGUAUAUUUUGGGGGGUUGUACUAAAAUAUUUUUUCCUGGAAGAACUGCAAAUCAAACAAGUUUAAAGACCAAUAGUCGAGGCCAGUCAUUUUCAAGUGUGGUUUCUUGACCAGCAGCAACAGUGUCACCUGGAAAUUGGAUAGAAAUGUGAGUUUCCAGGCCUUAUUACAGACUUAGUGGAUCAAAUACUCUGAGAGUCGGGGCCAGCAAUCUGUGUUUUCAUGAGUCACCCAGGUCAGACUCAUGGGUCUAGGCAAUACAGUUUUUAAGGUGGAAAGUGAGAUGGCUUAAUUUGAGUUCUAGAAAGAUCAUUCUAGUUGGAUUGAAAACAAUGAGAUACUAGAAAUGAGGAAUUCUUUAAAUGAGUAUUAAAAUGGUCAUGGCAAGAAUUGAGCAGGGCCUGAGUCAAGUAAGAGAAGUGGAUUUCAGAAAAAUUUAAAGGGACAAAUUAAAUAUGAAUGAAUUUGGGGGGUGAGAGAGAAAGAUUUAAAUCCAGAUAUGGCACCGAAUAUUCUAAUGUGCAAAAUUGCUGUCACCAUGUGUGCCUAGGUGUUAGUGUGGGUCACAGCCUAUGACAGCAGGAACUGAUCCUGAAUGACCCUGUUUAAUUUGAAGUGUGUGAAGGAUAUCUAGGAAGAGUAGGCAGUUGGCAACUUAGACUUUCAAAUUCAAAAGGGACAUGAAAUUUGGAAAUUUAUAUGUUAGAGUAAGAACAGCGCAUGUGUAGCAAUAGGAACACUGGACAUGGAUAAAAUGAGGAAGUUCUAUCUUCUCUAUAUUGAAGGAUGAGGCAAAAUCAUCUAUGAAGAAUGCAGAAGUGAGAUAAGAGCCUAAGUCAGGGACGAGUAUUCAGAGCAACAAAUGUCGGAAAGAGGAAGAGAAAGCAAAGUAUGAAAGAAAACUAACUUACUGGCAUGUUGACCUUUGAGACUGCGCUGGGCCCAUGGCAGGUGCUUGACGUGUGCUGGCUGCCUGGACAGUCCAGUGAGGGGUUUUUACCCUUUUGGUGCCAUAGAUUCCUUCUCUAGACUUAAGGAAGGCUACAGAUCAUUUUUCAGAACAAUUUUUUUAAAAUACAUAAAUUAAAAAUGAAACUGAUUAUAAGAAAAUAUUACCAAAAUAUCAAAAAUAAAUUUGGGAUACAGCAGAAUACAUAUU
Messenger RNA from Vicugna pacos (alpaca), 4735 nucleotides. The record is from RefSeq and is a predicted model, not a curated record. NCBI's taxonomy places the organism in Eukaryota, Metazoa, Chordata, Mammalia, Artiodactyla, Camelidae.